GUAGGGUUUAUGUUACAAAAAAAUUUUGCGACUUGAACCGUCUCUUUCUUCGACAAGUUUGCAGGCUUGCAAAUAUUAAAAACUCAUUUGAUGCCUUGAUGCUAACAGAGUGGCAUUAUUAACUCUUGACUUGUUAUAAAAUAUAUAAAUUAAAAAAUUUAAUUGAUAAUGGGUAAUACAACAGCACGUGAUAAUAACAAAGAAGAAGAUCAAGAAGCAAUUUUAAAUACCCCCAAGAAAUCAAAGACUUAUUGGAAAUAUAAAUGUACUUUUUAUAUGUUUCUUGUAAUACUAAAAUGUUGGGUAUUAUAUUCUGUGAGUCAACGAUCUUCUAACGUACCCACCUUUACGAUUCAUGAUGAUGAUUUAAGGAGGUCAAACGAAGCAUAUCAAAAUAUAUAUACAAAUUAUGCACAAUAUACAGCUAGAAAUAAGGAAAUGUUAAAUUUUAUUGAUGAAAAACUGUAUGACAAUUCGAAAAUAGGCUCACUUGGUUCUACAAAUGAAAAUUUAUUGAUGAAAAAAUUAUCAAGUUUGAAUGAUGGAGAUGAUAAUAAAUGAUAAAUGAGUUGAAAUUUAUCAUCAAAUAUAAUCAUUACGACAAAAUUCAACAGAAAAUAUUUCUACUAAUAAAUAUCCUGUUUUAAAAUGAAUAAUAUUAUUUUUUAAUUUUACACAGAUAAAAAUUCAACAUUAAAAAAUAAAAAAUAACUUUAAUAUACUAUUUUUUUAGA
Aphidius gifuensis is the source of this 734-nucleotide messenger RNA. RefSeq lists its product as uncharacterized. Lineage: Eukaryota; Metazoa; Arthropoda; Insecta; Hymenoptera; Braconidae. The transcript has 2 exons. Bases 169 to 561 code for a protein of 130 amino acids. The record is from RefSeq and is a predicted model, not a curated record.